Molecule: messenger RNA, 381 nt
Organism: Racocetra persica
Lineage: Eukaryota; Fungi; Glomeromycota; Glomeromycetes; Diversisporales; Gigasporaceae
Source: the annotation of a GenBank genome assembly
AUGUCAGCAGAAUUAUUAGAAAAAAUUAACGCAAUGAUUAUUAAAUUAGUAAAUAGAGAUAAUAUUGCUGUACCAACAAAUUAUUAUCUUGCUAAUCUAUCAAAUGAAGAAUAUGAAAUGACUAACAAAGAAUCUGUUGAAAGCUCUGAAACCGAUAUUCUUUCAGAUUCUACUCAAUAUUUUAAUAGUAGUAUGACUGAUGAUAAUAUAAAAGCAGAACACUGUGAUAUUUCAAGUAAUAUAGAUUCUUUAGAAAAUCCUCCACGAAUAACAAGUAAUGAAAAGGAAAAUGAUGCUACAUUGGCAGUAAAAAGGUCUCUUAAAGAAUUAUUUUGUGAAAAAGAGUGUGACUGGAACCCCAAAGAAUUUACAAGUGCAGCG